Paramecium pentaurelia is the source of this 943-nucleotide messenger RNA. NCBI's taxonomy places the organism in Eukaryota, Ciliophora, Oligohymenophorea, Peniculida, Parameciidae. The record is from the annotation of a GenBank genome assembly.
AUGUUUAAUUCAUAAAAAACUUAAGAAUUGUGCAAUUAAGAAAAAUACAUUCAUUUCAUAAAAUGGUGCAAAGAAAAUGGAGCAUUGAUAUCAGAUGAAGUUUAAUAUCCAUCUGCAUUUGGAGCUUAAGGUUAUACUGGUAUUAGUGCAAAAAUGAAUAUUGCCGCUAAUAAAGUAAUUAUUGCUAUACCUAACAAAUUAAUCAUAAGUCAUCAUAAAGUAUUGAAAAGUGAAUUGAGUGAUAUGUUUAAGGCUCAUAAACCCUUUUUUGAUGAUUAGAUCACUGCAGAUGCUGAAUUCAAUUGUUUGGGUAUGAAAUAAGUUGUACCCUAUAGCACUUUACAUAUUUUAUCAUAAAUUAUAAGGAGAAAAGUCAUUUUGGUAUCCUUAUUUGAAUGUAGUAGAACAACAUACUAUGUUUGAAUGGAGAAAUAGAGACCUAUUCAAUUUAUAAGAUCAAUCCUUAAUUGAUGAAUUUAUGUAUAUCUAAUCUGAAAUGGAUAAAUCUUGGUACAAAUUUAAAGGAGUAAUGAACAAAUAUCCUCAAUAUUUUGGUUGUUUAACUGAAGAACAUAAAGAUAUGUUUUAUUGGAGUAAUGAAUUUGUGAUGACUCGUUGUUUUGGUUGGACAUUACCAUCUACAAGUUUAGUUCCUAUGGCUGAUAUGUUAAAUCAUUCUAAUAUUAAUCCUGCUACAUAUCAUUUAAUUAAUAGAUUAAUUGAAUAAAAUGGUUAACCAAAUAAUAGAUACACUCUUAAAAGAGAAAGAAUAGAUCUNCAUCUUCAUCCUCUUUUGUCUACAUAUCUUGUACUUUUUAAUUUAUAUAUAAUUAAAAUUAUCAAAAGACUGUUUUAAUUAAUAAGAAAAUGUAUAUUUUUAAGUUUUCUAAACUAUUUAAUUUUUAUAUUAAAUUAAUAGACAAUUCAAUUUUUAGUUAGUUGA